ACAAGAAAUUCUCGUUUGGUCGGUUUAAAAGUUUUUGUUAUCAAUUCGUUAUAAACCAUUUAAAAUAAAAUUAAAAUUUAUCAAAGUGUUUGUAAUGCAUAAAAGGACUUUUCUUUUUAGUAAGUUAAAAAAAAUGUUUGGUAAACACCACAUUUUAAGUUUUAAGUUUCAACAACAACUCAAAUAUUUCAACAUAAUCUUUUUGGGAUUGUUACAUUUAAUUGCAAUUUAUGGAAUUAUCACUUUUCCUUGGAUAAAAAGUUGGAAAAUCGUUUUAUUUAGUUUUUUUUAUGGCACAUUAGCCGGAUUUGGAGUAACAGCUGGGGCACAUCGCUGUUUUACGCAUCGCUCGUUUAAACCAAGAUUUCCAUUGAAAAUAUUUUUAUUAAUUUGUUACGCCGCCGCUGGACAUAAUAAGCUUUUUGAGUGGGUGCGAGAUCAUCGCGUUCAUCAUAAAUAUUCAGAAACCGAUGCAGAUCCUCAUAACUCUAAUCGGGGCUUUUUUUUUGCCCACAUUGGAUGGCUAAUGAUGAAAAAACACCCCGACGUAAUCAAAAAAGGAGUUAGUGUUGAUAUGAGUGAUAUAAAAAAUGAUCCAAUUUUGGUUUGGUACGACAAAAAUUUCAUUUAUCUCCAAUUAAUUUUCUGUUUUAUCAUUCCAAUUGGAAUAAUUCGAUUUUAUUUCGAUAAAUCUUGGUUUUAUCCUACUUUAAGCCAAAUUGGGAGGUACAUGAUUGUCUUAAAUUCUACUUGGUUGGUGAAUAGUGCUGCGCAUUUAUAUGGAAACAAACCUUAUGAUAAAACAAUAAAUCCAGGAGAAAAUUUUUGGGUAAGCAUAGCUGCUGUUGGUGAAGGUUGGCACAACUACCAUCACACAUUUCCAUGGGAUUAUAAAGCUUCUGAAUAUGGAAAACUAAACGUAACGACUUUUUGGUUGGACAUUUUCGCCAAAUUAGGAUUAGCUUAUGAUUUAAAAUCGCCAUCCGAAGAAUUAAUAAAAAGAACAGCCGAUAAACUAGGAGAUGGAAGUUAUACGCAUUAUGUUAAAGAAAACGGUGAAGUUGUAAUCACAAAAACUUUGUAA
Onthophagus taurus is the source of this 1084-nucleotide messenger RNA. RefSeq names its product acyl-CoA Delta-9 desaturase-like. Gene Ontology annotation, cellular component: endoplasmic reticulum membrane. Gene Ontology annotation, molecular function: iron ion binding; stearoyl-CoA 9-desaturase activity. The record is from RefSeq and is a predicted model, not a curated record. Lineage: Eukaryota; Metazoa; Arthropoda; Insecta; Coleoptera; Scarabaeidae. Gene Ontology annotation, biological process: unsaturated fatty acid biosynthetic process.